Messenger RNA from Protopterus annectens (West African lungfish), 1192 nucleotides. RefSeq lists its product as uncharacterized. Gene Ontology annotation, molecular function: nucleic acid binding. The coding region runs from base 13 to 771 and encodes 252 amino acids. NCBI's taxonomy places the organism in Eukaryota, Metazoa, Chordata, Ceratodontiformes, Protopteridae. The record is from RefSeq and is a predicted model, not a curated record. The transcript has a single exon.
AAACUGAGGAUAAUGAUGCUGUUCAUGCUCCAAACAAGUAUCAGUUACCAGUCAGUGGCUCGAUCCACCUUCCAUGAUGAUUCACCGACUCAUAUUGCCUGUGCUGAGGUGUCCAAUCCGCUGUCUGCAGAGAAGUUUGAAUUACUAUCCACUACUAAGCCUGUCCCCAAUUUGCAUGAAGUUAAAAGCGGUUUCUUGUCCAUUGUAGUGAUGUCUGACUGUCUUCUGAGGGUUUCUGAUGAUCCUCAAGGUUUGGGAAAUUUUCAUGUUUUCCCAUCUGGUACCUAUAGUAUCUAUUCUGACUCAGGGUGGAGUUCAGUUCUGGCCUACCACUGUGACUGUGGGAAGGGUGGAAAUCAAAACCCACAAAAUGAGACAGCAUACCAGAAAUUCUUGCGGCAGCAUCUUGAUCCCUCUGUUCGUAAUGGUGAUGACACCUACUGUAACAAGGAAAUUGCACAGAGGGACAUUAGAAACAACAAGGAUGGUAAGCUGCCUUGCAAAGAAAAAAAUACCUUCAUCCAUGCUACCGAGAAAGAAGUAAAAUUAGUGUGUGAGCAGAAGCCAUUUAAGGAUGAGCUAAGAGAAAGCCAUCUUAAAUUUCAUAUAACAGUGUGCGAAAGGAAGACGAAAUCAGAAAAAUGGCCUUGUAAAUAUCUGGCAACAGACAGAGAAGCUCACAUUAUAAUCGCUUGCAACAAGAAAGGGGAACCCAUUCAUUUUGAGAGAUAUUCUCCACAGAACAUGCUUACUGUACUUUGGAAGGCCUGAUUCUGGACAUAGUCUGUUAGAACAAAAGUGACUUUCCUAAUAGUAUAAGUCUUUAGAAGCAAGGCGGCUCUGCAAGGUUCAAUAACGAUGCUCAGGUUCCCCAUUUACAGGAAAUGUGCCCAAGCUAGCCAUAUAUUUUUUAUUGUGCACAAGGGUAAUGAGUGAAAAAAAAACUCUAGUUUAGUGCACAUUUCCUGAUAAGUCAUUAGAAUUCCAUCCACACAAAACAAAUAUCUAUAUGUGAAGUCUUUAAAAGAAACUUUGAAUUAAAAAAAGAAUCCACGCUUUCCCACUUUCAACUACAAAUAAUGGAUAUGUUCUAUAUUAGGUUUUAAGAAUUCUAAACCGAAAAAGAAAGAAAUUCCAUGAAAUUUUAUCUGCAGAUAUUUUAUUAAGUUCAGUAUAAUCUAAAGGUGGAGGA